AUGGACGAAAUUGAUAUCCUCAAACAAGACCUAAACACGGAAAAGGUUUUCUAUGACUUGAAUUGGCACGAAUUGGCUUUGGAUAGCUCGUUCGACCAGUCCGUUUAUGAAAAUUUCGAGCGUCUUAAAAUUGGUGAACAUGGGAAAUUACCAUAUGCCGCACAGGAUGAUGAAACAAGUGGGAAGGUCAAUAAUUACCUAGCAGGGGAGUACAUGCAAAAGGUGGAGAAAAAUAGCAUCUGUAGAGAUCACGCUGGAGGUGCCCUAUUACAAAACCGAACCAUGCAUGAGAAUAAGAAAGCGGACAAAGGGGGUAGGCCAGACAGGUCGGCCAACUCAGGGGAUAGCCCGAAACGCCCCCGACGCAGGCGCGACAAAAGGGGUACCUCCAACGACCAAAAAUAUCACCGGACUGAAGCGGAGCCCAUUCCAAGUACCCCCAUCCAGUUGUGCACACCGGACGUUUCAAGCCAAAAAAAGAAGCAAGAGGAAAUAAAAAAAUGUGACUUCAUAGAGGAAAUCAAAUCUCCCCAGUCAUGCAGUCCAGUGAACUUUAUCCCCCCGGUGAACAUCCUUUACGAUGAAGAGAAGGUUGUAUUUUAUUUUUUCAUUUCAGGAGACUUACAAAACUUUAACAUUUCUUCAAACAAUAAUUAUGUUACAAUAUCUGGCAGGAAAAUCCCGUACGAUGCUCACAGAUUUGCCAAUUAUUACUCCCACGAAAUCAGCGGGGGCUAUUUUGUGCGCAGCUAUUUUUUCAUGAAGCCGAUUCAACAGGAGAAGAUUCGUUAUGAGCACAGAGACGGGGUCGUCAAGGUGUUUGUCUUCCUUUCCAAGGGAGGGACAGGUUGA
This is a messenger RNA of Plasmodium fragile, 852 nucleotides long. RefSeq lists its product as uncharacterized. Lineage: Eukaryota; Apicomplexa; Aconoidasida; Haemosporida; Plasmodiidae. The coding region runs from base 1 to 852 and encodes 283 amino acids. The transcript has a single exon. The record is from RefSeq and is a predicted model, not a curated record.